Messenger RNA from Symbiodinium sp. CCMP2456, 3102 nucleotides. NCBI's taxonomy places the organism in Eukaryota, Dinophyceae, Suessiales, Symbiodiniaceae. The record is from the annotation of a GenBank genome assembly.
AUGCCGCGACACGAGCAGUGGACCUUCGAUGCCAAUGGACUGCGAAUUGUUAUCUGCCAGAACAAUAUUGUUGCCUGGCGGCCUUGCGGGGACAUGCAAGCUGCCAUCGUGAACGCAGCAAACGCGGAGUUGUUGGGCGCUGUUGGUGACGACGAGGACUAUGGUGAUGACUUUGGUGGCGGCGGGGUUGACGCUGCUCUUCACCGACUCGCAGGACCCGAGCUAAGACGCCUAUGCGCCAGCUUGCCGGAGAUCGCCCCAGGGGUGCGAUGUCCAACCGGUGAAGCAAGGAUCACAGCUGGUGCCGACUUGCAUGUCGGACAUGUGAUUCAUGCUGUGGCUCCAGUCUUUCCGGCCCAUGCACCUGAAGAGGCAAGACAGCUGUUGGAGCAAGCAUUUCUGUCGGCGUUGCGGCUUGCCGAGCAAAGUGCGAUUCAAGCUGUGGCCAUCCCCGCCUUGGGCUGCGGGCUCUUCGGCUGUCCUGUAGAACUUGGGGCGCGAGCCGCCAUCGAAGCUUGCAGACUUUUCUCAGAGACGGAGAAGGGGCGGCCACCAGAGGUACACUUUGUGCUGUACAAAUCCUCGGAGCUGAAUGCUUGGCCGUGUGCACCUUCGAGCCAGCAAGAGACCGACCAGCGCAAUCUCGAAAGGCUGCUCAACACCUUGCUUCAGGAAGAUGCUGAGGCACAUCCCACACCAAGCGGCGCUAGAGAGCGCCCCCAAACGCAGAGGUGGGAAUCCUCCUACGCUGGUCGGAGGUCACAUGCUCAGCCACAUACCUCGGCGAACCAGCUGAGCCAUGGUUCGUCAGAGGCAGAGAGCGCUGCUGCCUUGGAGCUGGAUGCGCUGAUCAAGGUGCGAGACUGGAAGCAGGUUCAGAAGAAGAUCCGGGGGAAGGUGUGGAAGCUUAGCUGCUCAAAGGCAGGCUCGGAGCAGCUGCAACAGUUGCUCGUGUCUGGGGGUCACGUGAAGAGUGGUGGCGCCAAGGACUGGAACGCUGCUGUUGACACUGUGAUCUCGGAGCUGCGGACGCACGUCAUGCAGGCGUUUUUCACCAAGCCGAACUUCUCCAACUAUGUUCUGCAAGCUUGCAUACAGGCUCUGUCGCCGGAGCGCUUCAAGUUUAUCCUCGAGGAGUUCCCAUGGCGCGGGCUUGGGGAGCUGAAGGAUUGCGUUCCGCAGGCAUCCGUGCGAUGCCACAAGGGGAGGGGUACAGGGGAGCCACUCAUGCAGGUGAAUGAUGGUUGUGGGGAUGUUCGAGUUCGCGCGCUUGCCUUCAUGUGGCUAUGGAUGCCCAAGGCUGCCGUGUCACUUGGCGUCGCGUACCAUCGUAGUGGUGAGAUGAUUGGAUGCCUGCAAUGCGUACUGUACAAGGUGAUGCAGCGAAUCAUCGAGCACGUUGGUGACAAGAACGUGGGCGUCAUGCCAGUCUGCGGCUAUGUGGUCAUCUUUCGACAGAAAGCCGACUACGCAUCGCAGGCUGUGUCGUUAUGCAUUCUAAGGCAGCUCCUGGAGCAAAUCCUUCCGAGACUGCGGGAGUCUGCUCCCCAGCACAGGGCACUCGAGUCUACGAUCGUGAUGGCGCCUUUGUCAGGGGUGUCUGCCCUGAAUCAUGCCUUGGCCAAGGGUCGCAAUGUGCAGAAAUUCCUGGAGAUGGCUUCUCAAAGCCAAAGGGACCUAAUCGCAGAGGAGCUGCUGCGGCUAGUCCAACAUGACAGAGAGGUCCUCUUCGAGAUGGCGAACAGCAAGUUCGCCAGCCACGUUCUUGAAAAAGCAAUGGCCUAUGCUUCCGCAGAACUCCAGGAACACUUUCUCUGCAUUUUGGAGACCGAGUUGGACACUAGAGUUGACAGGCGCAAGCUGAAGAAGAAAAAGCCAGCACCUCAUUUUGGCAGCAUCCUCGUCCUCAUCGUGUCCGUCCCCUGCGUGGAGCGCUUACUUCUUCGGCAGUCAAGAUGUGCAGCGUCAGUCUUGCGAGCCCUGUAUUCGAAGGUCCUUUCCUCGUGCCUCAUCUGCCUUCAUUCUCCGCUGUACGUCAAGCCGAUCAACCAAGUAAGCUUGAAGUUGUUCUUCAUCUUGCUUUCCCUUGGUGGAGCUGCCGCGUGUCCCGUUCUCGUGCCCGCCGUUUGCCCCGUCAACCUUACCUACCAACAAGCAGAGCUUGAUUGGCAGGCGGCCAAGCGCGAUAGGUUAUGGCUCGGGACAGUACCAGCAGGCCUGAUAUCCGAAAUGAAGAGGCAUAUGGCAGCCUGCCUGGUCCCACCAAGCCAAGUUCUCAGUUUCGCCGUCGACAUUGAAGAUCACGUGACGCAGGUGCUCUCUGUUGCAUCUCUGAGGCAGCCCGACUCCCCAAUGUGCCUUUCCCCCGGGCCCGAGACGCUCCUCGGACUGGGCUACUUGCUCUGCCUUCACAUUAUCUCCCUCAUGCUGCGGAGGUACUUGGCAGGGCGAACGACUGUGUUUCCCUUCUGGUACAUCUUCCUAGGGAUUGCGCUGUCAGUGGCGCUGGUCCUUUCCGUCUGCUUUGCACGCUUGAACUAUUCCAAAAACAUGCUUGCGUCUGAAACGCUGCAUCGGUUGGCUAUGGCAUCCAAUGUCGAUCCAGCUGCCGACUCAAGUAGCCGAUACUUGGACAUCGGCCGCGUCGAAUUUGCACCGGGUGCUCAAAUCGACGCUGGCAAGUACAUAGGUUUCAAGAACAGCGAUCUCUAUUGUGUAGCGCCCAUCAUCAACAAGAAUGCCACCAAAGCCCCGGCCAGCUACGACUAUUGGGCUGUUGGACUUAACUGCUGUGACCAAAACGGCUUCCGCUGCGGGGAGUACGACAAGCCGUCGGCGCGAAGUGGUGUCCGGCUGCUGAACGAGGAACAGCGGCAAUUCUAUGUCCUGGCAGUGAAGGAGGCCGAGGCAACUUUCGGCAUCACAGCUACGACACCCCUCUUCUUCUUCUGGGUGGAGGACGCCAACGCCCUCCAAAAAUCCUGGCAGGACAAAGCGAUGGAGUACUGGCUGCUGGCCUGCCUCACCUUCACCGCCUUCAUGUUUGUUGCCACUGUGGCUGGAGUCGUAUACUUUGAGUCCUUCUACGUGACCUUCUGGUGA